Messenger RNA from Adineta ricciae, 402 nucleotides. Lineage: Eukaryota; Metazoa; Rotifera; Eurotatoria; Adinetida; Adinetidae. The record is from the annotation of a GenBank genome assembly.
AUGACAAUUUACGAGAUUGCUGAUCAAUUAACUGAAGAGCAGAUAGCCGAAUUCAAGGAAGCUUUCUCCUUAUUUGACAAAGAUGGCGACGGAACUAUUACGACGAAAGAAUUGGGCACAGUUAUGCGCAGUCUCGGACAAAAUCCCACUGAAGCCGAAUUACAAGAUAUGAUCAAUGAAGUUGAUGCCGACGGUAAUGGCACAAUCGAUUUUCCGGAGUUUUUAACAAUGAUGGCACAUGGAAAUGGAUUCAUAUCUGCAGCUGAGCUUCGUCAUGUUAUGACUAAUUUGGGUGAAAAACUCACUGAUGAAGAAGUUGAUGAAAUGAUUCGAGAGGCAGAUAUUGACGGAGAUGGUCAAGUUAACUACGAAGAAUUCGUAACAAUGAUGACGUCGAAAUAA